Messenger RNA from Hypomesus transpacificus, 9068 nucleotides. It is a transcript of the gene setx, whose product is annotated as senataxin. Gene Ontology annotation, biological process: termination of RNA polymerase II transcription. Gene Ontology annotation, molecular function: helicase activity; transcription termination site sequence-specific DNA binding. NCBI's taxonomy places the organism in Eukaryota, Metazoa, Chordata, Actinopteri, Osmeriformes, Osmeridae. The coding region runs from base 146 to 7891 and encodes 2581 amino acids. Gene Ontology annotation, cellular component: nuclear body. The transcript has 25 exons. The record is from RefSeq and is a predicted model, not a curated record.
CUUCCCAACUUUACAACUGGCUCUGGAACCAAUUGUCACUCCUAAUGCCUAAACCUCACAGCCAAUCAGAGGCAGAGUGGGGAGAGGUUUACAGACCCAUCUUACAUUAUCUUCUAGUAGAAACAAUUUUAAUACAAUAUAAAAAAUGAUUAUUGGUCUAUUGGUCUAUUGGAUGUGCUUUACAAUGAGUACCUGUCGCUGGUGCACGUCAGUUGAAAAUGGUGCCGCAGAGCUGCUCCAGAGCUACGGUUCUGGCUCGCUCUCGGUCGAAGAUGAGGAGGCGGUCAACGCGGACCUCUGCUUCUGCAACGAGUGUGUUCUGGAGUACCACAAAGCGAGGGAAAACUUCCCUGCACUGCAUAAGAGGCUUUGGGAGCUGGAGACAUCUCGGCUCGUCAGCCACUUCUCUCAGUUUUCAGAAGAGGAGCUGGAAGAUGACGAUCUCUGGGUCAUCGAAGAUAAUCAGGAGGAGACCAAAGUGUCUAAAACAAACCCCGCGGAGUAUGCUAAUCUCCUACGCUUCCCUCUGCUAGAGAUCCUGAAAUACCCGUACCUAAUGGCUCAUCGCCAACUGAGUGAAAUGUGUGUCGAGGCUCUUUGUAAGAUGGAGAAAUCAAACCAAUCCUUUCAGGUUACUGAAAAAAACCCAGGCAUCUACCUCCUCUUAGUUCAUCCCAAUGAGACGGUGAGGCGGUGGGCCAUCAACGUGGCCAGGUCUCUGGGCAACGUGGACAGAGAUGACUUCUAUGACCUCCAGGAGAUAUUUUCCUGCAUGUUCUGUGUUGUGGAGCUUGGAAUCUCCCGGAACCUCCGGGGGAUUGACAUCACCUACGACCCCACCACCAAGAUGACAAUGCUGCCAUCGCAUCUGUAUGAUUCUAAGAACGACAAGAACUACUGGCUGGGCAUCUGCAUGCUUCUGACCCAGUUGGACACACAAGCCAUGGACUCUCUGUUCCUAGGACCAGACAAACAGGCCAACAUCCUCCAGUGCAUCCUCAAUACGAUGAAGAAUAGCAUGGAGGACGAAGAGGAAGAUGGGAAGGAGGACCCCUUCUGGCCGGCCCUGCAGUGCUUCAUGGUGAUCUUGGACCGGCUGGGCUCCAGGAUCUGGGGUCAGAUAGACCCCAUCCCUGCCUUCACGACUAUCACAGAGAGCGCCAGCUACAUGAAAGAGAUUGAAUGCAUAAGAAAGGAAUCUCAGAUGGCGCAAGUCAAAGUGGAGUUUGGGCUUGAUGAUGAUGAUGAUGAUAGCACGUUGACAUGCAGUCAAAUGGUGUAUUGUGCUAACGUCCCAGACCGGAGCAAGGAAAAGAGAGGGCGACGCUCCUAUGGUGCGGACGGCAGCAUGGUCUACGAGGAAAUGAACUGUCUGGUGAAUUACCUGCAGUCUGAUCUGGGUCAGGCCCUGCGCAUCCACAACAGCACCUUCCUGUGGUUCAUCCCCUUCGUCAAGUCCAUCAUGGACCUCAUCGACCUCAACAACGUACACAUCAACGAGGUCAUCCAGUAUCUAUACGGAGAAAUGAACAGGGACUGGCAGGAACGAAGGUCGACCUGCGACAAGGUCUCCGAGUUCUUUACCCUCAUUCUCAUUUACAUCAUCAAUCUGCACCUGGAGAGUGGAUGCAUGAACAUGCUCUUCUACUGUGCCCCCAACUGGGUGGAGGUGUUGGUGAAGACUGCUACACUUCCCGGUGAGGCUUUCAAGGGCUUGGAAGUGCCAAGCUCUCACUCUGUCUCCUCCACUUCGUCAUCGAGGUUGGCACCGCCUCGCAAGACGGCUUCGAACAGGGCGAUACCUCAGGCUUGCAUGGGUCUCAUCCGGGCCCUGCUUAAGGAAGGCAGCAAGCUGUGCUCCAACACCCCUCAACAGACCGCCAAGUGUUCCCAUUUCUUGGAUCUCUUGAACCAGCAGAUGAGAGGCCCCCAAAAGGAUUGGAUAUUAAAUGGGUUAGAGGUCAAGCAUCUGCAGAACUGUUUGAAGCAGUUUGUCAGGCAGAUGAUGGACAAACCAGCUAGAACAAUCACCCCACCAGCUGAAGCCUUGAAUGCUGGCCAUGCAUCACCACCUGUUUGUGCACCAUCUGACCUUCCAGGGCCAAGCGGUUUGAUAGUAGGUAGCCGUCCCAUUAAAGAGGAAGUAUCGUUGGAUUACAAUGAAUAUGCUCCCCAUAAUGGCAGCAAUCGUAGCGCACAGCUACUGGAAGCACCAUCACUGAAGACGGAAUUUAUUGAGGUACCUGUAACAGCGAAAGACAUCUCUGCUUCACCUCCGAUCCCCGAGAUGUCCUCUUUGAGACCAGAUCUGGGAAGAAUUCUGGAAUUAAAAUCCAAACUCAGUGAGCUGAUGUCUAACAAGAAUGCAGGCGUAAAGAACAGCAUGGCCUUUGAGCGUCGGAGCAGAGACGAGACAGGAAGUCCCAAGCCCUCCACAUCUAACUCUGACAGAACAAGGACAGAGGUUAUUAGCCCCCCUGCUGAUUCCACUGAAAGCGAAUCCGUCGACGAUACUCGCCUUUCGGUGUUGAAAAGAACGAACGUGAUAGCCCAUAUACCUCCUGGCAGUGGGCACAAACUUGACAGAUCCGUGUUCAAUGAAACAAGAGAGGAUGUCAUUGUAAUAUCGGAUGGCGAUACCGAUGUGGAGUCGGAGGAAGACCUUUUUUUUGUGAAGCAAAUGAUCAAGAGCAAACCCUCUGGCAUGAACCACAGCCCGUGUUGUGAAUAUGAGGGGGACGAAUCACAGGUGUUUGAGUUUGAGACGCAGGAAGAUGUUGUAUCUGCUUGGGCUGACUCGGGUCUAGAGGACGACAAUGUGCAGCAAGUUGUUCCUCCCAAGACUAAAAAUGAUUGUCCCGUCAGACCAGCGUUUAGUGAAACCUCAGCUUUUCCUGAAAACGACACACAACCAAUUUCAGAUGAAGACAUAGAAAGAGCCAUGCUAGAGGCAGAGGAGGGGAUAGCCAAGGAGAAGAGGCCUCCUCAAGAUCGUAAACGUGCCACCAUUGUCCCAAAAAAUGAUAUUUUUGUAGAACCGAAACCACUUCCUGUUAUAGCCCGGAGCAAGAAACCUGACCAUGAAGAGAGGAGAUCCAAAGUACAUGCAAUGAUUGCCCCUCAGUUUACCAUGCCGCUUCCCAAGACAGCAGACCAUACUUCUGACUCCACUUGGAAAGAGAGGGAGGCCCAACCCUCUCUCUCGAAGCCUACCUCCUCCAGGACCGAGAAAGAGAUCCAGGCUUCCUCCUCCUCUGCCUCCAAUUCAAGGCCAGCCCAAUCUACCUCCAUGCCAGCGAUUGUACCCCCAAAAAAGGUCCGUAAGGCCAAGGAGCCCGAGUCCACGGCGGAGAAGCUAGGUCUCAAAAAGAAAGAACGAAAGGCCUUUGAUUUGUCCCAGCGAUCCCGGGACUACGUGGACCAGCUGAGACUCCACGGCCAAGGAGUUCAAGUAGAGCCGGCAGGGAGGAAGCGCACCAGAAAGACCAAGAAGGCCAAAGUCCGUACCUCUGACACGCUUGUAGUGCCGGGUACUAAAAGGAAGCUCAUACCCCCAAAGCAACUCCAGUUCUUCAGGCAAGCCAAGUCCAAGCAGCAGGGGAGUGGGUCGGGGACCCCAGCAAUCCCCGGGGAGAAUGCUGAGGAAGACGCCCGUGGGCAGAAAAAGAAAGAGCCCGAGCGAAGAGCCCUUCCACUCAUGUUUUCAGACGAGGAGGAUGAAGAUGAUCCCCUGCCUUGCUCCCAGCCAGAUCCGGAGAAGGAGGUCUCCAAAGCAGCGAUGAAUGGGAACGCGCCAGAAUCUACCACCACCUUGAGCACCGCCUCAUCCAGCACAGAUAUUCCAAUCUCCAAAUAUGUCCAUGGGAAAGAUGAUGCCACUGCUAGCAGCUCUGGCCAGGCUGCCAGGGGGGAGGAUAUGCUUGGUAAUGAUAAUUACGACUAUGAAUGGAUGCUGUACACUCAAACAGGGACCACAGAUAUGGAGAUGUCCUCUCAAAUGGAGGAAAAUGAAGAUGGAUUCUAUACGCAGCGAGAUCCUGUAGACAUGGACAUUGACGGAGACAGCCAGGAAGCCGCGGAUGGAGAAGAUCCGCCAGGCCACCUGCAGGCAGAUCCGAACCACGGCUUCAAAAAACCGUCUGCGCCUCCAUCUGCCACCGCAGCUGCUCAGAACGACGAGCGCUUGUUCCUGAAACCGGGCAUGUCUCCGAUGUCUUCCAGGAACGCCAAGCCGUCCACCACCAAGAUCUAUGCUUCGACGUCAAGGUCCAGAAGUGCUUCGCUGGUGCAGGAGAUGGAGAAGACUGCUGCAGGUCCGGCUGGUUGUGCUUCGGGAAGGGGCAAGUUCAUCAAGCCCCCCCAGCCUGUCCGGAGACCUGGUGUCCCCCAGCCUCACCCGCCCCCCCAAGCACAGUCUGUACAAAUGCCUCCAUCAAGACAACCAUUAUAUAAAUCCAUUCCACCUAGAACCUUCCCCUUAGGGUCUAUCCAGGUCCCCCAGCCUGUCCAGCCCCAAAGCUCUCCCUAUAAGAUCUACUCCAGACCCGAAGCCCCUGUGAUAGCCAAACAGGCACCACCAAGGGACCCGAACAUCCUUUUGGACCCCUCCACCCCUAUCCAGAACAUUCUAAGGUGGACCUACGAUAUGUUUACCAACUACAAGCAGUUUGGAGCGCCCACAGACCUGUGUGCCUUCCCGUUGGUGCCAGUGGGCACACACUUUAAGUCCUUCGAUGAGUACUACAAGACCUUUUACCCUUUGUUGCUCAUCAAUGCGUUUGAAGAGCUUUGCUCUGAUUGGCAGAAGAACAGUGGAACAAGACAGAUGGGGCUGAACUUGGUCGGAAAUGACUUCCGCAACGGUGUAUGGAACGUCACUUUCAAGGCGAGCCUCACUCCCAUUGAAGAGUCCCGUCAGCUAUACCCUAAGGAGGAUGACCUGGUGGUCCUGUGGCUGCCUCAGAACACUGGAGCUUACGCUAUACGCGAGCAAGAACAAAUGGAGCCCAAGGCAUACUUCGGUUGUGUCCACAAGUCCAACGUCCUAAGCGAGGGCCAGUCCACCAUCCUAACCAUGAUCAUCAAGACCUGUGGGAACGUCACGUCGGUGAACAAGAUGCCCGUGCGGUGUGAGGUGGUGGGUUCCCUCAUCAGCACCCUGCGGGAGUUCAGGGCCCUGGUCAGUCUGAAGAGCAGUCCCCUGAACAGGUCCCUCCUGGCCCCCCAGAUCUCCUACUUCACCCCUGGCGAGUUGGACGGCCCCGCCCUCAACCUGGCAGAGUAUAACUCAGAACAGCUGAAGGCCGUAAGGAACGGGGCGUCUUCUGUCAGGAACCAGGCCAAGGGCCCCAAGGUCUGCCUGAUCCACGGACCUCCAGGAACAGGCAAGAGCAAGGCGAUUGUAGGCCUGCUCAUGAAUCUCUUCUCUGGGGGUGCCCAGAGCAUGGCCCCUACUUCCGCCAACCGCCUCUCCAAGCCCCGUCGUCUCCGGGUCCUCCUCUGCGCCCCCUCCAACGCCGCCAUCGACAACCUGAUGAAGAAGGUCAUCGUGGCCUUCAAGCAGAAGCACCUGAGCCUCGGCCUCGGGCAGCGGCCCCAGGGCAACUGCGGGGACAUCAACCUGGUGAGACUGGGCAGCGAGAAGGUCAUCAGUAAGAAGCUCGCCGACUUCAGCCUGGACAACCAGAUCAAGAGCCGAACGGAGAAGGCCAUGUUACAAAACCCAGACGUACACCGGCGCAGAGCUCAGCUUGAGGACUGGAUCUACAAAAUCUCCUUGGAAAUCAGCUGUGAAAAGGCAGCAAAUAAGGACAGUCCUAAGUACAGGGAGUUGGUUGAGAAGAAGACCAGACUGGCCAACGAGAGACAAGCCCUCAGCAGUGAGCUCAAGCAGAGUCGCAGUAGGAAGCAGGAGAUGCAGGCCAGGGUUCUCAACGACGCUCACGUCAUCUGCUCCACGCUGAGCACCAGCGGCAGCAUGGUCCUAGAGUCCGCCUUUCGACGCCUCGGACACGAACCCUUCAACUGCGUCAUCGUGGACGAGGCAGGUCAGGCCACAGAGACAGAGACCCUGAUCCCCAUGCUCUACCGCUGCAGCACACUCAUCCUGGUGGGAGACCCCAACCAGCUGCCCCCUACUGUCGUCUCCCAGAAAGCGAAGGAGCUGGACUACAGCCAGUCUCUGAUGGCCCGGCUGUGUCAGCGCCUGAGCCUCCUCAGCCAGGAGCAGGGCUGCCCCAGCCCCGUGGUGUUCCUACGGAAACAGUACCGCAUGCACCCCGACAUCUGCGAGUUCCCCUCCAAGCACAUCUACAACAAGAUGCUCCUCACAGACAGUGCUACAGGGGAGGAGAGAUGUGCUGCCAGCUGGCCUUUCCAGCCCUACCUCCUGUUUGACGUUGCGGAUGGCCAAGAGGUCAAGGACAGAGAGUCGUUCUGCAACGAGAAGGAGGCGCGCCUGGUGCUGCUGCUGCUGCGGCUGAUGAACGGCCACGUGCUGGCGGCCACCAAGAAGCAGGCGGGCGCCCUGCUGGACAAGAAGCAGGUGAAGGUGGGCGUGAUCACGCCGUACAACGGGCAGAAGGAGCGCGUCAGGAGGGAGAUGACGCGGGAGGACUUUGGAUACGUCCAGGUGGUGGUGGACACAGUGGACGGCUUCCAGGGCCAGGAGAUGGACUGCAUCAUCGUGUCCUGUGUCCGGGCGGGCCAGGACGGCAUCGGGUUUCUGGCUAACAGACAGCGGAUGAAUGUAACCAUCACACGAGCCAGAUGUAGCCUGUUCAUUCUGGGUCACCUGCGCACACUCAAGGGCGACAGUGACUGGGGUGCGCUCAUCAAUGACGCCAGCAGGAGAGGCACCAUCGUCCGCGCUGAGGAGAAGGCCUUCAACGGCGCCGUCCAGAAGAUCUUCAAGCCCUCGCCCUCCCUCGCCCGGAACCUGUCCUACCUCGCUCCUAACCCUUCCUCCCAACCAGAGGCCCCCAGGCCCGCCUCCGUCAGUCAGCGUCGCUCCACCUACCCCGUGCCCUCGGCCCAGGCCAGUGGCCUCUCCCUCCAGCAGCACCCCAGCGACGCCUCCCCUCCCCAGGUCGUAGCGCGACCCACCGACCCCCGGCUGGCGGCGAGAGUCCCAAAGCCCCCCGACCAGAAGGCCCAGUCGCUCAAGCCCCCUUCCGCCCGCCUGCCUCUCGCCCCCCAGGCUCUCCAGAAGAGAGAGGAGGCGUCGCCCCGCUGCCCCCCUCCGCCCCCCCAGCCCAGGGUCGAGGCUCUUCGGGAGACGGGCCGAGACCAUGCGGCGGUCAACAGAAAAAGGGUCCGCUUCAGUGACACUGGGCAAAAGCAGGUCAAGAGCACUCAGGAUAUCAGCUCGUGGGCGCCCUCUGCAGGCGGCAACAGCAGCAGCAGGGACCCCAGAGCAGCCGUGUACAACCGGGAGGCCCAAGUGGACGGCUGCCGAACCGCGUGCGCCCGGGACCCCGCCGCCGAAGCCCCCCGCCGUCCCAGAGGACGACGUAGCGAUCCCACCCCGCGGGGGGACGCCCCCAGAGAGCCGCGAGCAGGGGAGGCCAGGAGAGAGCCCGCUACGAGCAGCCCCAGUGGGGGAGAGGCAGAGGAGCACCAACGCAUUCGACCCAUGGACCACUCCCAUGAGAGGGGCUCCAAAGCUCUCCUGCUAGGGGCCGGAGAGAGGGACACGCACUCUGUUUCAGGAGCCGCGCCCCCCCCAGCACCAGGGGACCGGACGGCCCGAGACCCCCGAUUGACUGGCUCCGCCCACAACAAGGCUCGCUCCCCGCACCUCGACCCCCCCACACACGCCACCAAGGGACUGAAACGCUCCUUAGACCAGCACAGGGACGGCCCCUCCAGUUCCAAGAGAGCAAAGAGAUGAGUGGAACGUCUUAGUUUGGUUCUUUUUUUUAUAUUGAUUUGGUCAAAGGUGUGGACUUGAUGAGAGAGAGAAGAGUUCUCCUCAGACCCAAAGUUCUCAACAAGAGUCUAGGUUUCGAUCUCGGCCGUUUGUCCUGGGUCACUUCUGAUGUGUCUUUAUAACUACGGCCCAAUUCCACUGUGGGCUGGAUUUUUGUUUCAGUUUUCCCUUGUUCAACAAUGUCAAUGAUCUUGCCAAGAACACUGGGAUGAAAACGGGUGUUUUUCCAGAUGUAAAGUAGAGCCACUUAAAUGCACUUAAUGCAAUACGUGUGUGUGUGUAUAUAUAUAUAUGUGUAUAUAUUAUGUCGAUGCUGUUGUUUUCUUUUGUGAUCAGUUUUUGGGGACUGAUUGUGUGAGAUUCUCUUUUACAUAGCCCCCCUCCCCCCCUCCCCUUUAUUCCUAAAGCUGUGUGUGUAUUUGUACUGAAGCCGUUUUAACGUUUGUCUUUUGGUUUCUCAUCAUUUCCAUAUCCUGUUUCUAACUAAAAUUCCACUCAAAAGUCAGAACUCGAGCUAAUGGCCUCUCUGAUAACCCCAAGGUUGACAUCUGGGGGGGUGCUGACAGUAAAUAGACCUGGAGAGAAAUGCAUAAUAUAAGACAGACUUUCUGAGCUUUUUGAUUGGUUCAAGUGAAGAGGGGGGAGAUAAAUCAAGGGUGCCCAGACUGAGUGGGUUUAUGAAUGGUCUUCCAACCAGAUGUAGUUUAAGGAAAAAGCUUCUCGUCUCGGUCAGGGAUACAUAGAGAGACCUGUGCAGUAUCCCUUGCUAUAGGUUUCGUUCAGCAGCUGCCAAAAUGAUUCCCUCCCUUGGUUAUCUGCAUCAGAUUAUGUUUGUACAAUUUCUUUUUCCAAUUUUCUUUUAAAGAUCUUACCUUUUGUUGACGUACCAGGUGUGGCUUAGAGACACUUUCAAAUAUAUUGGGAACCUGUUGAGCCAGAGACCUAAACGUGGAUUUGUUUUUAAAUCGACCAUAGUUUUUUAAGCAUUACGUUCUAUUGCGUAUAAUAAAUUGGUGCCCUAUUUUGAGAGGAUCUGCAGAACUCUGUUAUGUUCUGAAACUUGGACGAGACUGUCCAGAGCUUUUUUUUUUUACUUUUUCACAAGAUGCUAAAAUAAAAAGAGAACUUUGUUGACUGA